Messenger RNA from Colletotrichum karsti, 459 nucleotides. Its product is annotated as Ctf8. The record is from RefSeq and is a predicted model, not a curated record. Lineage: Eukaryota; Fungi; Ascomycota; Sordariomycetes; Glomerellales; Glomerellaceae. The transcript has a single exon. The coding region runs from base 1 to 459 and encodes 152 amino acids. Gene Ontology annotation, cellular component: Ctf18 RFC-like complex. Gene Ontology annotation, biological process: mitotic sister chromatid cohesion.
AUGUCGACGGUCAAGAUCUAUCCGCCUAAGAGGGGCUCACCGGCCUCGGACAACCCAUUACCGCAAACUAUCAAGACACCGUCCGGACUGGCGUUGCUUGAGAUGCAAGGCAUCAUCAACUUGCCGCCUUUCAAUCCCGACGACAAUGACAACGGCGACAAGCCCGAGCCGGAGGUGCCGAUCGGCAGGAUCAUCUUUCCAGACUACCACCCGGAGACCCAAGAGGAGGGCAGCACGGCCUGGAUGAAGCGGGUGUUCCUCUACGUGGGCCAGCACCAGAGGCUCAGCGGUGAGGUCAAGAAGCUGCCGAAGGCGAUGGCCAUCAUCCGGCGGAAGGGCGAGGCGAGGACGAACGCCGACGGGGAAGAGGAGGAGGAGCUGGAGGUCGCUGAGAUUGUCAAGUACAAGAUCAUGUUUGGGCAGCGGCCUGAGCCUGUCGGGACGGAGAGCACUUCGUAG